GGAUAAGCGUGACGGGCGUUAUAGACAUAGGCGGCGUUGCUCCUGGGACGGGCGUAAAACGGGUACGCACCGAGGCUAUAAGAGACCGGUCGUCCCCGGCAAGCGCUCAGUUAGGCCAAGAUCGUUCGAGGGAGUUCCAUCGCCAACUCCGUUCAAACGGCUCACAAGCGAGCGAGAAUCUCUACGAGUCUUCGUCCGGUCGUUUCUCAAGAUGCGUGAAUGCAUAUCCGUACACGUGGGACAGGCGGGAGUUCAAAUCGGGAAUGCCUGCUGGGAGCUGUACUGCUUGGAGCACGGUAUCCAACCCGACGGGCAAAUGCCGUCAGACAAGAUACUCGGGGGCGGUGACGACAGUUUCAAUACCUUCUUCAGCGAAACCGGCGCCGGGAAGCACGUACCCAGAGCAGUCUUCGUCGACCUCGAGCCGACCGUCGUGGAUGAAGUACGCACGGGUACGUACCGGCAACUCUUCCAUCCGGAGCAGCUGAUAACCGGCAAGGAGGACGCCGCCAACAACUAUGCGCGCGGCCACUACACGAUCGGUAAGGAGAUAGUCGACCUCGUCCUGGAUCGCAUUCGCAAGCUGGCGGAUCAAUGCACGGGGCUCCAGGGCUUCCUGAUUUUCCACUCGUUCGGCGGCGGCACCGGUUCCGGCUUCACGUCCCUGCUGAUGGAACGACUGUCGGUGGACUACGGAAAAAAGUCGAAACUCGAGUUUGCAAUUUAUCCGGCGCCCCAGGUCUCGACGGCCGUUGUCGAGCCGUACAACUCGAUCCUCACCACGCACACCACCCUCGAGCACUCAGACUGCGCGUUCAUGGUGGACAACGAGGCCAUAUACGACAUUUGCAGACGUAAUUUGGACAUCGAACGGCCGACUUACACCAAUCUGAACCGCCUGAUCGGCCAGAUCGUUUCCUCGAUCACGGCCUCGCUGCGUUUCGACGGCGCGCUCAACGUCGAUCUGACCGAGUUCCAAACUAAUUUGGUACCCUAUCCCAGGAUUCACUUCCCCCUGGUCACCUAUGCCCCCGUAAUAUCCGCAGAAAAGGCAUAUCACGAGCAGCUCUCCGUCGCCGAGAUAACGAACGCCUGCUUCGAGCCCGCGAAUCAGAUGGUCAAGUGCGACCCCCGACAUGGAAAGUACAUGGCGUGCUGUAUGCUCUAUAGAGGCGACGUAGUGCCGAAGGACGUUAACGCGGCAAUCGCGACUAUCAAGACCAAGCGCAGCAUCCAAUUCGUUGAUUGGUGCCCCACGGGCUUCAAGGUCGGCAUCAAUUAUCAGCCGCCUACCGUCGUACCCGGCGGCGAUCUCGCCAAGGUGCAGCGCGCAGUCUGCAUGUUGUCCAACACGACGGCGAUCGCCGAGGCUUGGGCGCGGCUCGAUCACAAGUUCGACCUGAUGUACGCGAAGAGAGCCUUCGUGCAUUGGUACGUCGGCGAGGGGAUGGAGGAGGGCGAGUUCUCGGAGGCGCGGGAGGAUCUCGCCGCCCUGGAGAAGGACUACGAGGAAGUCGGUAUGGACUCCACCGACGGCGAGGGAGAUGCCGCGGAGGAAUACUAAAGACUAACGAUCAAGAUUCCUGCUCUCUUCGUACAUUUCGUAUAUUUGUACUACGACGCUUGCCACUUAUCGCCUGCUGUAAGUUUUCUCCUAUAACGCAAUCUGAAACGACGUUAACUUUCCCCGUUGCUUCCUAUUCCGGUUGGAUCCUUGUGACGUAUGGAACCUUCGACGAGAGGCGUGUAUUCGCUUCCUCGCGACAACAGUCACUUUGUAUUGCUUGAAGAAAUAAUUACUGAGAAACGUAAGCACAUCUAAAAAUACUUUCUCGUGUAUUUUGUUGUAAUAUUAUUUAUAUAUUAUAUCAACCAUUAUACAAUAAUAGAUUGCAUUAAUAUACGUCUUCGAUCGUA
Molecule: messenger RNA, 1917 nt
Organism: Vollenhovia emeryi
Lineage: Eukaryota; Metazoa; Arthropoda; Insecta; Hymenoptera; Formicidae
Product: tubulin alpha-1 chain-like
Exons: 3
Coding region: 212-1564 (450 amino acids)
Biological process (GO): mitotic cell cycle; microtubule cytoskeleton organization
Cellular component (GO): microtubule; cytoplasm
Molecular function (GO): structural constituent of cytoskeleton; GTP binding
Source: RefSeq, a predicted model, not a curated record